AUGGCGAUUGUCAUCUUAGGUCUUUCUACCGCUGCAUCUGUUUACGCCCAACCCAUUCGCGAAGCAGACAGUACUCGCGUUUUAGAGCCUCGCGACCCGAGGCUUAUCCCCGACACUGAGAACUAUCUGGUCAAUAUCCUCGACAGCCUUGGUGUCGGCGCUCCUCAGACAGACAGCUCUACCCAAGCCGCCUACACCCCUACCCCUACCCUAAAAGCCGAGCAAGACCAACCAGUGAACAGCAUCGCUACGCCUUCUUCCACGGGACAGGGAACUAGUUUCACCACCGUCAUCCACAACGGAAACAACAAGCCGAUUGAGAAUAUUCAAAUUGGAUCCGGCUGGGACGGCAGGAAGGAAUUGCGGGCGUCAGAUCUGCCUAUGAUCUUUGACGCUGUCUAUGAGGAGAUGGAGCAUCGCUUCCGUAAUAUGAUUGACAGCUCUGACGAGCUGGGGCUGUGA
Molecule: messenger RNA, 462 nt
Organism: Penicillium manginii
Lineage: Eukaryota; Fungi; Ascomycota; Eurotiomycetes; Eurotiales; Aspergillaceae
Exons: 2
Coding region: 1-462 (153 amino acids)
Source: RefSeq, a predicted model, not a curated record